This is a messenger RNA of Porites evermanni, 1011 nucleotides long. The record is from the annotation of a GenBank genome assembly. Lineage: Eukaryota; Metazoa; Cnidaria; Anthozoa; Scleractinia; Poritidae.
AUGGCAAAUGCCACCAAUUUCUCCAGCAGUGGUACUGAUACACAAAACGUUGGGGUGAUCAUCACAAAAACCACAAUUUGCAUGUUUCUCCUUGCUGUAUCCUUGGCAGAAAACAGUCUUGUCCUUUUAAUUUUUAAACAGAACUUUCGAAAUCGCUUGAGGAGCACCAACUGCUAUUUUAUCGCCAAUAUGUCUCUAGCUGAUCUCCUGUUUGCUGUACAGAAUUUGCCGCACGCAUACAACGACUUUGUCUUGAAUGGUCACUGGGUCCUUCGGGAAAGUGUUGGGUUGGCUUUGUGCAAGGUGGAUGUCUUCUUCUCGUUGAUUUCUAUGGUCACCACUAAUCUUACGAUCCUUGCAAUCUCCGUCGAUCGAUCUUUCGCCGUGUUCAUGCCGUACAAGAAGCUCAUUACUCGCCGAAUUUGCUUCCUCAUUAUUUUUCUGACCUGGUUUAUCUCGACAGUUUACGCCUCGCCUCUGCUCUAUUACUCCACUCUUGUCGAACGAGGAUUCUACACCACAUGCACACUUUCAGAUGCAGACGUUUUGAAAUUGUGGUACACCAUUUUGGCAGGAAUUCUUGCUAUAACUCUUGCCAUUAUGCUAGUGCUCUACACCGCCAUUGGACUCAAGAUAUGGCAGUACAGAACGAUUCCUGGCAAUCCAACCCAGGCAACGCUUGCAAGAAGGGAAAAACAAAAUCGCGAAAUUUUCAAAAUGUUGAUCACCCUUGUAGUUGUGUUCUACGUUUGCUUUCUGCCUUUUGUAAUGCUGAGUCUUUCUCAUCUUUUUGGCUUCUACUUGGUUUUGAAGAGAAAUUAUGGCCGCUUUAUUGUACUUAUGCUUUAUUUUAUGAACGCCGUUAUAAACCCUAUGAUUUAUUUUAUAUUUAACGAAAGCUUUCGUGAGGGUUUCAGGUCGGUUUUGGCUAAGAACAUCUGCCGUAACAGAGGAACUGUGCACACUGUAGAGAGACCAUUGACACCGGCUGUGAUCGAAGCGAGUGGCUGA